Messenger RNA from Rotaria sordida, 769 nucleotides. The record is from the annotation of a GenBank genome assembly. NCBI's taxonomy places the organism in Eukaryota, Metazoa, Rotifera, Eurotatoria, Philodinida, Philodinidae.
AACUAAUGAAACAUUAAAUUUAAUUAAAAAAGUUUUUAAAGAAAUUCUAAAAGAUUAUCAUUCAAAUACUCGUCUUUUAACAUCUCUAUUAGAUGCAUUAAUAAAAUGUGGAGAUUUUUCAAGUGCACAAAUUAUCUUUUCAAAUAUGGAAAAAUCUGUAAUAACUUAUGGUAUUAUGAUGAAUGGAUAUAUUAAAGAAAACAAUCCUAAACAAGUAUUAGAUUUAUUUAAUCAAAUGAAAAUCGAUGGUAUUGAAGCAGAUUUGAUUAUAUAUCUCUAUAUUAUAAAAGCUUUAUUUGAUAUUGGUGACUAUUCAUUAUCCCUAUCGUUUAUUAAACAAAUUCCUCAUUCUAUUGCUGUUGAUGAUCGAAUUCAUAAUGCAUUAAUCGAUAUGUGGGGAGAAACUGGAGAUUUUGACGAAGCAAAAAAGAUUUUUGAAAAAAGUUUUCAACCAAAUCAAAUUGAAUAUACAUCAAUGAUUAAUUAUUAUGGUUUAAAUGGAAUGGGUAUUCAAGCACUUGAACUUUUUCAUCAAAUGCCAUCAGAAUUUAUCGAUGAAAUAACUUAUAUUUGUAUUCUGAACGCAUGUUCACAUUCAGGAUUGGUUGAUGAAGCUCGCUCAAUUUUUGAUAAAAUUCAAGUGAAAUCAGAGAAUAUUUAUAGUACCAUGAUCGAUUGUCUCAGUCGUUCGGCUUUUUUUGAAGAUGCACAAAAAUUGAUUGAUGAAUUUGAAUGCCAUCAUUCACCUGCACGAUCUAUGUACAGUUAG